AUGUGGACGUUAUUGGUAACUAUGAUAAUGGGCUCCAUAUUAUUGGAUAUUGAAGUUAUCCUCCAGUACUUUACACCAACAUUACCAUUAUGCCUUUUAGCGCCAUGGCUCCGAGAAUUGGGGUUUGUGAUAUUCUACGGCGCGAUCGAUCUGAAACUGUAUAGGAUUCUGAUGCAAUUUCGUACUAGAAAAGCGCACUGUUGGACAAUUACUGACAAAGAUCUGCUGAAAUAUUUAUUGUUUGGUGUUAUUGUGGUAACUGUUUACCUCACCGCCUGGACUGCAGUUAGUCUUAACUUCUUUAAUGAAGGAUGGGUCCUCUUGAUCCACGUUGAAACCGAAGAUGGCUCAUUGUAUACAACGUGCAAACCUCAAUGGUGGAAUCACGUUACAGAAUUCGGUGAACUAUUGAUUUUAACCGUGGGCUUAUAUUAUGGAAAUUCAGCACGUAAUGCCCGCGUGCAGUUUGAAGAACGGCGUUUUCUCUUUUACGCAAUUAUAGCGGAAUUAACGUUUAGUACUGUCCAUAAUGCCAUCCGUGCAGUCUAUCCAAUACCAUUCCACCAGGAUGUGACAUUCAUAGCCGCCUUUUUACGCAGCCUGUUAACAAACACUCUUGCACUGAUCAUCAUAUUUGCACCAAAGAUAUGGUAUCAAAAAGAAGUUAACGCUGAACUCCGACAUUCCGCUAUAAAUCAAGAACUUUCAGAAUCAUUAAAAGCUGAUAUACCAGAUAAGGACUUCAGAGAAAUGGACAUAUCUGAAAUGACUUCGGAUGAAAUAAGGGAGGAACUCAGUCGAGUCUAUGUACAAAUGGGAAUAUUACGGGAUAAAACUGUAUGUAAGAAAAACCCUCAUAUAUCUAAACGAAAAGGUGGAAAGAAAUUGCCACAUAGACGAUUUUCAUUACAGAAGAAAGGAAGCAGAGACAAGUCAUCCAUUAAAAUUCGAAAAAAAAAUAAAGAA
Macrosiphum euphorbiae (potato aphid) is the source of this 966-nucleotide messenger RNA. NCBI's taxonomy places the organism in Eukaryota, Metazoa, Arthropoda, Insecta, Hemiptera, Aphididae. The record is from the annotation of a GenBank genome assembly.